AUGAAGAUUAUUAGUAAAACUGCUUCUCUAAUGGGUUAUGUUUUACGUGCUGCUUGUAUAACUCAUUGUACCCUCGAAUACGGUGGUGACCUAGUCAUGUGUUCUGGACCAUCCAUGGAGCCAACAUUAGAAACAAACAAUAUAUUAUUUACUGAACAUAUAACUCCAAGAUUACAAAGAUUAAGAAAAGGCGACAUCAUAAUAGCUAAGUGUCCUACAGAUCCAAAACAGAAUAUUUGUAAAAGAAUAACUGGUUUGCCUGGUGAUAAAGUAAGAGGACAUUUUCCUAGAGGAAGUCAAAUAGUUCCUAGAGGGCAUGUGUGGUUGGAGGGUGAUAACUCCAGCAAUUCUAAAGACUCUAGAAUAUAUGGUCCAGUGCCACAAGGUCUGAUCCGUGGUAGAGUAGUGUGCAGAGUGUGGCCUCUAAAUAAAAUAAGUUCCUUGACUGAAUAU
This is a messenger RNA of Brenthis ino (lesser marbled fritillary), 453 nucleotides long. NCBI's taxonomy places the organism in Eukaryota, Metazoa, Arthropoda, Insecta, Lepidoptera, Nymphalidae. The record is from the annotation of a GenBank genome assembly.